AUGGGAAACUACAAAAGCACCCCGACUGUAUCUCUGCGCCCCCAAAGCCAUAACACAGACUCCCAGCUGUCUGUGCCCCGAGGCAAAUGCCCUAACCGAAGAGUAUGUGCCCCAAAAACUGGGUGCAGAGACCCUAAACCAGUUAUCUGUGUCCCCAAAGCCGGGUGCAGAUGCCCUAUCCCAGGUCCCUGUACCCCGAAAGCCUGGUGCAGAUGCUAUAACCCUGGUGUCUGCACCCCCAAGGCCUGUUGCAGAUGCUAUAACCCUGGUGUCUGUACCCCCAAAGCCUGUUGCAGAUGCUAUAACCCUGGUGUCUGUACCCCCAAAGCCUGUUGCAGAUGCUAUAACCCUGGUGUCUGCACCCCCAACGCCUGGUGUAGAGGCCCUAACCUUUGUGUCUGCGCCCCCAAAGUUGGGUACAGAGGCCCUAACCCAUGUGUCUGCACCCCAAAGCCGGGUACAGAGGCCCUAACUGAGGUGUCUGCACCCCCAAAGCCCAGGACAGAGGCCCUAACUGAGGUGCCUGUACCCCCAAAGCCCAGGGCAGAGGCCCCAACUGAGGUGCCUGCACCCCCAAAGCCUAGGGCAGAGGCCCCAACUGAGGUGUCUGCACCCCCAAAGCCCGGGGCAGAGGCCCCAACCCAGGUGUGUAUACCCCCAAAGCUGUGUGCAGAGGCCAUAACCCAGGUCUGUGUACCCCGAAGGCUGUGUGCAGAGGCCCCAACCCAGGUGUGUGCACCCCUAAAGCUGUGUGCAGAGGCCCCAACCCAGGUGUGUGCACCCCCAAAGCUGUGUGCAGGGGCCCCAACCCAGGUGUGUGCACCCCCAAUGCUGUGUGCAGAGGCCCCAACCCAGGUGUGUGCACCCCCAAAGCUGUGUGCAGAGGCCCCAACCCAGGUGUGUGCACCCCCAAAGCUGUGUGCAGAGGCCCCAACCCAGGUGCAUGCAACUCCAAAGCCUGAGGCAGAAACCAUAAUUUAG
Mus pahari (shrew mouse) is the source of this 981-nucleotide messenger RNA. RefSeq names its product DBF4-type zinc finger-containing protein 2 homolog. Bases 1 to 981 code for a protein of 326 amino acids. NCBI's taxonomy places the organism in Eukaryota, Metazoa, Chordata, Mammalia, Rodentia, Muridae. The transcript has a single exon. The record is from RefSeq and is a predicted model, not a curated record.